This is a messenger RNA of Exophiala spinifera, 672 nucleotides long. RefSeq lists its product as uncharacterized. The record is from RefSeq and is a predicted model, not a curated record. Lineage: Eukaryota; Fungi; Ascomycota; Eurotiomycetes; Chaetothyriales; Herpotrichiellaceae. Bases 1 to 672 code for a protein of 223 amino acids. The transcript has a single exon.
AUGGAUCCCAGAUCAUCCUCACAGAGACACUGCACAGCAUGUCGAUCGUUGAAGAAAUUGCCAAACGUCAGGACUGAGAGAAUAGAACUCACUGGCCCAGAGAACUACACGGCAUGGCUCCGCGCGUUCACUUUCGAGGCCGAGAGAAAAGGUGUCUUGGGCUUCUUUUCCUCCGUCUACAAAGGACCUCGAAAGCCGGACUGGGACCGGGACAUGGCCGAGAUUCGAGCCCAUGGCGUGGACUUGACAGAGGCGGAGCUCCGCGCACUCCAAACCAGAUUCGCAUUUUGCUGGCACGCGUACAAGAAGGACAGAAAACGGUUCAGAUGGGCGAAAGCACUCAUCAUCAAGUGGGUCCACCCUGCCAUCGGAGAGGAAUUGCUCGUACGUGGCAAGACUCCAUCAGAUGCCCUCGACUACCUCCGCAAAAAGUACAUGCCAAAGAUACCUUGUGCAUGGGAGAUCGUCGAACCCGAGCGUGGACGCUUCACCUCCUGGAUCCUGAGGCCGGUCAUGGUGUUUCUCAGCGAGGUCAGGGCUCAUCCGAGGGUGGAACAACAGGGAGCAGAAGGACCCCUUCCUCGGAACCCUUCCAACAACACACAUGACGAAUUUCUCGCCGUCUCAGCGUCGUGCUGGAUGACGAACGACGACGACGACGACGUCUUAUGA